AUGGAUCUGGAACGAUUGAGGAGAAGAAUGGAGCGACUGCGGGCACACCACAACAAAUGUGAAGCGUCUGCAUUAAAGGCAGUGGAAGAAGAGAAGUCAGCAAAGGUGAAAGUCCUCCAUCCACCUCGGCCUCACAGAGACAAAGAGGAGGAGGAAGAGCAGAGAGAAAAGGGGAGUCAGAUGAAGGUGCUGAUGUUGGUCUGUUGCACUGAUGGAGUGAGUCCGACCAAACAGCCCUCACCUCAGAUCAAGAAGAAGAGGAGAGCGGUGUAUGACUUCUCCCCUCAGAUAUCAUCAGACCACUGCAGUGACGACCAGGCUUCAGAGGUUGAAGAUCAAACUCACGAAGUGAGCAUGACCAAACCCUCACCUCAGAUCAAGAAGAAGAGAGUGGCCAAGGGGAAAGCAAACGUUGUGAAGACCACCACGAUAACCAAACGCCCGUGGAGGGAUAAGGAGAGAAGGGCGGUCAGUAAACAUCUAAGUAGCUUCAUUGCGCAACGCAGAGUUCCAGGUAAAGCCACCUGCAUGAAGUGUCUUACUGAAGAAACCGCUCUCAGGGAGCGAACGUGGACGGACAUAACACAUUAUAUUGCGGCCCUCUUUGGCAUUUCUCAGGCAGCUUCUUGGUGAUUUAUCAGAAAAAUGCUUAGUGAAUCAAUAAAAUUGAAUGUGUUUGUAAAGAUUAUUUGAGUAUUUAUUCUGCUGCUGGUGUUUAGUUCAAUAAUG
Messenger RNA from Danio aesculapii, 729 nucleotides. RefSeq lists its product as uncharacterized. Bases 1 to 633 code for a protein of 210 amino acids. The transcript is spliced from 6 exons. NCBI's taxonomy places the organism in Eukaryota, Metazoa, Chordata, Actinopteri, Cypriniformes, Danionidae. The record is from RefSeq and is a predicted model, not a curated record.